AUGUCAAACAGUUUGUUUCAUCAAAACUGUAACUAUUCUGGAUAUUUAAAACCUGGUAGCAUCUAUUAUGUGUACAAUCCUAACUACCCUAACAUUUCUAACGGCCGACAAUACUGCAGGUGGUUCGCGGAAAGUAAUUAUCGCAUUAGAUUAACGUGCGAUAAUUUCAACAUUCCGUGGAAUGUUAGAUGCACCUUGGAUAGAUUAACUGUAUAUGUGAAUGAUUCUGCAUCUCAAUCUUAUUGCGGCAAUGAACCAUUUAGUAUAGAAUCGACAGGAAGAUUUAUGAUUAUUGAAUUAUCAACUUUAUUUUGGUCAUCGGGGAUUAAGUUUCUGUGCGAGCUGCAAGCAAUCGACGAAACGGACAAUGGUGAUGAUUCUUGUAGAUGCGGAUGGAAAAAGUCGACGAAAAUAGUGGGAGGUAUGGAAACUGGCGUGAAUGAAUAUCCUAUGAUGGCUGGUCUUGUUGAUUCUCUUCAAGCGGAGGUAUUUUGCGGAGCGACUAUCAUAUCCGAAAGACAUGUGUUAACUGCCGCGCAUUGUUUAGGGAAUAUAGACCCAAGUACUGUGGGUGUACUUGUGGGAGAUCACGAUCUUACCACGGGUGCAGAUACAAAUGCCUCGCGCCUCUACACUAUAUCUAGAUUUUACGUGCAUCCUCUAUAUGAUACUGAAGUCCCUCUACAAAAUGACAUAGCUGUAGUAAUGGUGAAUUCUGUUAUAAGUUUCAGCGAAGAAGUCGGACCAGCUUGUCUUCCCUUUGAGCAUCAGUCUGAUUCUUUUGCAGGAAGUUAUGUGGAUUUAUUGGGUUGGGGAUUGACAGAAUUCUCAGGAAUGAAGUCGAAUACUUUGCAAAAAGUUAUGAUAAGCGUGAUCACGAACCGGCAGUGUCGUCAACAGUAUCCGGGUAUUUCAAAUGAUCAUAUAUGUACUUAUGCGGAGGGAAAAGACGCGUGUCAGUUUGACAGCGGCGGUCCCGCUCUUUGGCAGAAUCCUUCGACGAAACGGGAGGUUCUCGUAGGUGUUAUCAAUGCCGGAAUGGGUUGCGGCAGUACUAAAGCAGGAAUUAACAUGCGUGUCGGCGCAUACAUAGAUUGGAUCUUGAGUGUAACACCGGGUAUCAAUUACUGCAUGCCCGAAUAA
Molecule: messenger RNA, 1143 nt
Organism: Trachymyrmex septentrionalis
Lineage: Eukaryota; Metazoa; Arthropoda; Insecta; Hymenoptera; Formicidae
Product: venom serine protease 34-like
Exons: 7
Coding region: 1-1143 (380 amino acids)
Biological process (GO): proteolysis
Molecular function (GO): serine-type endopeptidase activity
Source: RefSeq, a predicted model, not a curated record